Messenger RNA from Pogona vitticeps (central bearded dragon), 1617 nucleotides. The record is from RefSeq and is a predicted model, not a curated record. NCBI's taxonomy places the organism in Eukaryota, Metazoa, Chordata, Lepidosauria, Squamata, Agamidae.
CAGGCAGCCCUGUAGGUCUUGCGUCCCCUUCCUGCAAGAACGGCAGCCUGUCAAUGAGACAAAUAAAUAAACAGGACUUAACGGUGAACCAUCGUCCACAACAAGACUGAGAGGCAGUUGGGUGAAACAGGAAAGAUGAGGCACCACAUUAGUUUCAUCGUCGCCCUUCGUGCCUUCCUUGUUGCCGGCUUGGUUUUAAAAGGACCAGGACCCUGCCGUCGAGGGUGGCUGGCCUACCGUGGCUUUUGUUACGGGGUUUUCCAAGAGAAGAAAAUGUGGGGAGAUGCUCAGGUCGACUGCCACAGGAUGGGAGCCCACCUUGCCUCCCUCCACAGUAAUGAAGAGGCCGUACAGGUAUCUAAGUAUGUCUCCAUGCAUGUUCAAGGACAGCAGAAUGUCUGGAUUGGACUACAUAUUCCUUCUAAAAACAAACCAUGGACAUGGGUGGACCAUACUCCGCUCAGGUACACGGCCUGGAAAAUUGGGGAGCCAAAUAAUUACGUGCUGAGCCUUCGCGAUGAAGACUGCGUUGAGCUCAACAGUGGCCUAGAAUAUCUGCGCUGGAAUGACGUCAAGUGCACGGCCCACCGCGCCUAUCUCUGCAAGUACCCUAAUGUUCCUCUGUGCCUCACCUGUGGAUAUGCCCUCCUCUUGAAGGGCUAUCCAGUCCAAAACGGAUUUAAAGAAAGGCAGUGUGGGACCUUGAAGGCGAGGACCAUGCGGUUGACGUCUUUCUCCCGUCUCCACCACUCUGCUCUCCAGGUCACCAUCACCCUUCUUGUGGGAUGGAGCGCUGCAAGCUUUCUAACGCUAAACCUUCACUCCAGCAGGAUUGCUCGCGCUCCAAAGAAAGCACCCCCCGGCGCUAAAUGCCUCGAGGGCUGGAUGACCUACAAGGAGUGUUGCUACGGAUUUUUCACCGAAAUGGAAACGUGGUGGGACGCAGAAGAGAAGUGUCGCUACAGCCCGGCUGCCCGGACUCACCUCGCCUCCAUCCUUGAUGACGAAGAGAUGGACGCCGUGGCCAACUUCAUCACACCUCUGAAUCAAGAGUACAAUAAUUACACCCACCCCGUCUGGAUAGGACUGUACAAUCAGUGGCUGGGGAAGUCGGAGGAAAGAAACUGGUGGUGGAUGGAUUCCUUCAAGACGGUCUAUGUGGCGUGGGCAAGAGGAGAACCUAAUAACGCCGACACCUGGGAAAACUGUGUCACGCUCCUUCCACGCAAAGGUUAUAAGAAGUGGAAUGAUGACAACUGCAUCAAGCGUUUCCCGUAUCUGUGCAAGUAUGAGCUGAAGUACCAGUAGAGGCCAACCUGCCGGUGCCUCCAGGUGAACUCCUCAGAUCCUGUGACUUUCAGCGCCACCAAGUCAGAGACGACACCCCAUGCUGCCUCUCAGCUGCCCCCCACAAAGGCUCCGGCAUCUUCCCCUCACCUAUCUGUAUGCUUGGUUCCUUUGAUUUACCCCCUGAGACUCACUCUGUCAAAGAAUAAGGACGACCUCUUCCUCUGUCCUUUUCUUCCUGAAUGCUCUGAAUAUCAGCCAACUGCGUGAGGCGGCUGCAAAAAAGGCCAAUGCUAUUUUAGGCUGCAUUAACAGAAGUCUAGUUUCCAA